Messenger RNA from Echinostoma caproni, 1173 nucleotides. Lineage: Eukaryota; Metazoa; Platyhelminthes; Trematoda; Plagiorchiida; Echinostomatidae. The record is from the annotation of a GenBank genome assembly.
AUGGAUGAAAAACCUGGUUCAGCUUCUUCCAGCACUUGUUCAUCUAAUGGCUCAUCAGAUAUGCAACACCCGGUCUUCCGUCCGUCUAUCCUCAAUUUCCCUCUGAAGCCAUUUGCGACUCCCGGGGACUCCACGAAGCCUGAGGAAACUUCCGCUCCUUCUACUAAAUCAUUAGGGCUAUCUACCAGUUGUUUCCUCUCAAAACCCUCUAUUGCUGCUCCUCCUGUGGCGGCCGCGCGGAAAGAUAACAAUCUUCCUGGUGGAUAUGUUUUUGGAUCGAAUAUAUCUUCUCGUGUUGUGAAUGCGGAUGUUUCGCAUGGAGCAUCUUCCAAUUUGUGGAGCACCGCCACCACAGAGGUUGACUCUUCGACAUCAGUUUUCACUGCCUUAGCAAAGGCGGUAGCUUCGAAUAAGCGCGACGAGAAUGGCUCACAAGAACAAACUUUGGAGGCAUCUGCAAGCAAAGUAACUGAGGAUCAGAAGAAUGCUACUGUUAAUCUGGCACAAGUGGACGUUUUCACUGGGGAGGAAGGUGAGAUACAAGUAUUCCGAAUGCACUGUCAAGCUUACGUAUUUGAUACCGAUAAGCAGCGUUGGAACCCACUUGGAGCGUCUCACUUUCAUUUGAAUGAUAUACCGAAACAAUCAGAUGGAAGCUCAGGAGAAAAGGUAUCCAAGUGUCGUUCACGCGUGGUAGUACGCCUCAUGUCCACCAGACGUGUGAUCAUCAACACACCGGUGUGGGACACAAUGCCGGUAGCCCUGGUAGACUCACGUAGUUUGAGAAUAGGAGCAGUGAAUGAAGACGGUGGUCACUUACGUAGUUAUCUGUUCAAAUUUUCCCCAGAUGACUCUGCUUCCAAGAUUUGUACUGCACUUAAUGUUCGCAAGGCCCGCGCCGUCGAAAAUGCCAAAACGGAACCAAGUCCUAGUCGAUUAGCCGGUCAGAAACGCUCUAUAGAGGCACCCGCUGAUGAUGGUGCUCCAGUUUCUUCCAAGAUACCCUGCUCAUCAGCAUAUACAUCUGAGGCAUUGACACCAAAAGUUGCACCGAAUCCCUCUGUAUUCCGCCCAUCUAUCCUCUGUACUUCUGAAAGCGCGUCCACUUCUCAACAUUCAUCGGUAGCACCGAUGUCCGCGGGGACUGUUGGAUUAGGCGGUCCNCCGCUUUAG